AUGGGAUGCGUGGUCGGAUCGACAAAUGGCGCAAUCGAUAAAGAUGCGUUAGAACGUUCAAGAAAAAUUGAAAAACAGUUGAAAAUGGAUGGAGAGAAGGCGUCGAGAGAAGUCAAAUUGUUACUUCUUGGCGGUGGGGAGUCAGGGAAGAGUACCAUUGUGAAGCAGAUGAAGAUCAUUCAUGAAAAAGGUUAUUCAGAGGCUGAAUGUCUAUCUUAUAAACCGAUCAUUUACAGCAACAUUAAAAGCAGCAUCAUGACCAUAAUCAAGGAGAUGAGCAAGUUGAAUAUCGCCUUCCAUCUUCCUGAUAGCCAAAGUAAUGCCAAAGUAAUUUUGCAAUUAAACGCUGACGAUGGUGAAUUGUCUAGUGAUUUAUGUCGAAUGAUCAGAAGUUUGUGGAGUGAUGCCGGUGUGCUGGAAUGUUAUUCAAGAGCCAGCGAGUACCAAUUGAAUGAUUCGGCAUCAUAUUAUCUAAAUAGUUUGGAGAGAAUUUCGAGUGAUACAUACAUUCCAACCGAGCAAGAUAUAUUGAGGACCAGAGUUAAAACAACUGGCAUUGUGGAAACAAACUUUUCAUUUAAAGAGUUGCACUUCAAAAUGUUUGAUGUUGGAGGUCAAAGAUCUGAACGCAAGAAGUGGAUUCACUGUUUCGAAGGAGUCACAGCCAUAAUUUUCAUAGUGGCAAUGAGUGAAUAUGAUCUGACGCUAGCUGAAGAUAAAGAAACGGCAAAAAGUAUGCAGCUGUUUGACUCAAUUUGUAACAACAAAUGGUUUACGGAAACGUCCAUAAUAUUGUUCCUCAACAAAAAAGAUUUAUUUGCAGAAAAAAUCACAAAAUGUCCUAUCACCAUUUGUUUUUCUGAUUUUUUAGAUCUGAACAAACGUAAGGGGACGAAAGAAAUCUAUUGUCAUUUUACUUGUGCAACUGACACGAACAACGUGCAAUUUGUUUUCGAUGCUAUUACAGAUGUAAUCAUUAAAAACAAUCUAAAAGAAUGCGGUCUAUAUUAA
Helobdella robusta is the source of this 1011-nucleotide messenger RNA. RefSeq lists its product as hypothetical. NCBI's taxonomy places the organism in Eukaryota, Metazoa, Annelida, Clitellata, Rhynchobdellida, Glossiphoniidae. Gene Ontology annotation, biological process: adenylate cyclase-modulating G protein-coupled receptor signaling pathway. Gene Ontology annotation, molecular function: GTP binding; GTPase activity; G-protein beta/gamma-subunit complex binding. The transcript has 8 exons. Gene Ontology annotation, cellular component: heterotrimeric G-protein complex. The record is from RefSeq and is a predicted model, not a curated record. Bases 1 to 1011 code for a protein of 336 amino acids.